This is a messenger RNA of Gymnogyps californianus (California condor), 591 nucleotides long. Its product is annotated as olfactory receptor 14J1-like. Gene Ontology annotation, cellular component: membrane. Lineage: Eukaryota; Metazoa; Chordata; Aves; Accipitriformes; Cathartidae. The transcript has a single exon. Bases 1 to 591 code for a protein of 196 amino acids. Gene Ontology annotation, biological process: G protein-coupled receptor signaling pathway. Gene Ontology annotation, molecular function: olfactory receptor activity. The record is from RefSeq and is a predicted model, not a curated record.
AUGGCCUAUGACCGCUACGUUGCCAUCUGCAAACCCCUGCACUAUGGGACCCUCCUGGGCAGCAGAGCUUGUGUCCACAUGGCAGCAGCUGCCUGGGGCACUGGGUUUCUCUAUGCUCUGCUGCACACUGCCAAUACAUUUUCCCUACCUCUCUGCAAGGGCAAUGUCUUGGACCAGUUCUUUUGUGAAAUCCCCCGCAUCCUCAAGCUCGCCUGCUCACUCUCCUAUAUGAGGAAAGCUGGGUUUCUUCUGGUUAGUGCCUGUUUAACAUUUGGGUGUUUUGUUUUCAUCAUGCUGUCCUAUGUGCAGAUCUUCAGGGCCGUGCUGAGGAUCCCCUCUGAGCAGGGACGGCACAAAACCUUUUCCACGUGCCUCCCUCACCUGGCCGUGGUCUCCCUCGUUGUCAGCAGUGCCAUCUUUGCCCACCUGAAGCCCCCCUCCAUCUCCUCCCCAUCCCUGGAUCUGGUGGUGGCUAUUCUGUAUUCGGUGGUGCCUCCAGCAGUGAACCCCCUCAUCUACAGCAUGAGGAACCAGGAGCUCAAGGAUGCCCUCCGGAAACUGGCCGAAUGGACGCUGUUUCACCCACAAUAA